AUGAAGAAAUGGAUGGAGGAGAAGGAAGAGAUGAAGAAGCAUAUAGAAAGGUUAGAGAAGAAAAUGGAGGAGAUGCAGGCAAGGAAGCAAGGAACGAAUGAGAAUGGAGGUGAAGCAAAUGAGGAGGUGAAGAGGCUAGAGGGGAAGAUGAGAGAAUGGAGUAAAAGAGGAAGGACUAGAAAUCAAGACGAUAGAGGAUGGAAAGGAAGGAGAAGUAAAGUUAGCGGUGGUAAAGAUAGGAGAUUUGGAGGAGAAGAAGAGAUUGAUGAGAGAAAGAAGAAAGCUAGGAGAAAAAGGAGUGAGAAUCGAAGACGAUUUAACGUGGAAGCAGAGAAGGAUGAAAUGGAAAAUGGAAGAAGCAGCAAGAAACGAAAGAGAAAAUGGCAAAAGAGUGUGGCUGAGAUAUGGACGGAUUCAGAUAGAGGGGAAGUGGUGGAGGUGGGAUGAGGAGGAAGAAGUAAUAAAGGACGGAGAAGGGAGGAUAUGGAAAGAGAAGGGGGGCGAAUAGAUGGGGUGAGGGGUGAGAAA
Molecule: messenger RNA, 528 nt
Organism: Vollenhovia emeryi
Lineage: Eukaryota; Metazoa; Arthropoda; Insecta; Hymenoptera; Formicidae
Product: inner centromere protein-like
Exons: 2
Coding region: 1-447 (148 amino acids)
Source: RefSeq, a predicted model, not a curated record